Messenger RNA from Phragmites australis (common reed), 1294 nucleotides. Its product is annotated as GDSL esterase/lipase WDL1-like. The transcript has 6 exons. The coding region runs from base 396 to 1166 and encodes 256 amino acids. The record is from RefSeq and is a predicted model, not a curated record. NCBI's taxonomy places the organism in Eukaryota, Viridiplantae, Streptophyta, Magnoliopsida, Poales, Poaceae.
GCUGCUGCUGUGCCACCGACGCCCUCACGCGGUCGCGGUCUCUGCUGGUGGCUCCGCCUUCGCCUCUGCCCUGGCCUCUGCUUGUUUGUUUCCUAGGAGGCGAGGCUGCUGCACCUGCUGCACAUCACUGCACUAGUGCACUGCUCUGCGGUACCAGCAGGCACCUCCAGCUCCAGCUACUUCUUUCUUCAGUUGAGCUUCCACUAGCAGCAAGUUGGGUACUGCUACUACUCCAGUAGAUCGAAGAGAGUAGCAGCUAGCAACAGAGAUCAGGGAGGGAGGGCAUCGGGGUGGCUGGGUGCAGGGCGGCAGAAAGAAUCUCUCCGGAGCCGAGGAGGAAGACGACCGGGGACGAUCAAAGCAUCGAUUAAGCUCCGGUCAUCCGCGGUCGGAGGAUGCCUGGGGGUCGGCCGGUGUUCGUGCUCUUCGGUUCCUCCAUCGUGCAAUACAGCUUCAGCAACGGCGGAUGGGGCGCCGCCCUCGCCGACAUCUACGCCCGCAAGGCUGAUAUCGUGCUUAGAGGGUAUAUUGGCUGGAACACAAGGCGGGCCCUUCAAGUCAUGGACAAAGUGUUCCCUAAGGACUCACCAGUGCAGCCAUCUUUGGUAAUAGUUUACUUUGGUGGAAACGACUCGAUUGCUGCUCACUCUUCUGGUCUUGGACCUCAUGUGCCGAUAGACGAGUACAUAGGCAACAUGAGAAAGAUUGCGGAACACCUGAAGAGCCUAUCUGCGAAGACUCGUGUCAUUUUCCUGAGCUGCCCGCCUCUGAACGAGGAGAUGCUUCGUAAAUCAACAAGCAGUACUAUACUGAGCGAGAUAGUGCGAACAAACGAAACCUGCCGUUUGUACUCUGACGCCUGCGUAUCGCUGUGCAAAGAGAUGGACCUGAAGGUGGUUGAUCUCUGGAAUGCCAUGCAGAAAAGGGGGGACUGGGUGACAGCCUGCUUUACCGAUGGUCUGCAUCUAUCUGAGGAGGGAAGCACGAUAGUGGUGGAAGAGAUCCUGAAGGUCCUGAAGGAGGCAGAUUGGGAUCCAUGCUUACACUGGAAGGCGAUGCCGACGGAAUUUGGGGAGGACUCAACCUACGAUCUCGUCUCCUCCAGCGGCCAAUCCACCGUGAACCCCUCCGAGUGGAACAUCCACAGGAAAAUACCAUGGGACUGACUGACUGACUGAGUGACACUCGCAUGGCUAUUGACUGCCAUUGCCGAUUCAUCAUAUAUGGAUAUGGAUGUGCUGCUCAAUCGUACUAUACGACUUAUUCCUUUGAUGCUAGUUUUCUUUCGGCGCAA